Molecule: messenger RNA, 8041 nt
Organism: Cottoperca gobio
Lineage: Eukaryota; Metazoa; Chordata; Actinopteri; Perciformes; Bovichtidae
Product: sodium channel protein type 2 subunit alpha-like
Exons: 27
Coding region: 210-6257 (2015 amino acids)
Biological process (GO): sodium ion transmembrane transport; membrane depolarization during action potential; neuronal action potential
Cellular component (GO): voltage-gated sodium channel complex; plasma membrane
Molecular function (GO): voltage-gated sodium channel activity
Source: RefSeq, a predicted model, not a curated record
UUAAAUGAUAAUCCAUCAACCCCGCGAACGGAAUUUUACAAAAACAGACAAGCAUUUAAAUCUGAAAUUGAAACGCUAUCCGCUUAAAUAAAGGAUUAUUCUUUCGGAUAUGGGAUCUACCUUCAGGGUCCCCACCUGCUGGGCACCGUAAUGGUGCUCCCCGCCCCAGCUGAGCCCCUCGCUGCCCUCUGAAGGAGCAGGAUGACAAGAUGGCACAGCUGCUUGUACCGCCCGGACCUGACAGCUUCCGCCCCUUCGUCCCCGAGUCGCUGUGCGCCAUCGAGAGGCGCAUCACCGAGGAGGAGGCCCGGAGACCACGGCCGGAUCGCCGUAUUGACACAGACGAUGAAAAUGGGCCCAAGCCCAACAGUGACCUGGAGGCGGGGAAAUCUCUCCCCUUCAUCUAUGGAGACAUCCCUCCCCGCCUGGUGUCCACCCCUCUGGAGGACCUGGACACCUUCUACAGCAAUCAGAAGACCUUCAUAGUAUUGAAUCGCGGGAAGGCAAUCUUCCGUUUCAACGCCACGCCUGCCUUGUACAUCUUAAGCCCCUUCAACCCUCUAAGGAGGGUAGCUAUUAGAGUUUUAGUUCACUCGAUGUUCAGCAUGAUGAUCAUGUUCACCAUCCUGACCAACUGUGCUUUCAUGACCCUCAGUAAUCCCCCGGAAUGGGCCAAGAAUGUAGAGUACACAUUCACAGGGAUUUACACCUUCGAGUCCCUUAUAAAGAUCCUGGCCAGAGGCUUCUGUGUGGGGAAGUUCACCUUCCUGCGGGACCCGUGGAACUGGCUGGACUUUAGUGUUAUCCUCAUGGCGUAUAUAACAGAGUUUGUAAACCUAGGCAAUGUUUCAGCUCUGCGCACGUUCAGAGUUUUGCGAGCUUUGAAAACUAUCUCAGUAAUACCAGGCUUGAAGACCAUCGUUGGCGCACUGAUCCAGUCGGUAAAAAAGCUGUCGGACGUCAUGAUCCUCACCGUGUUCUGCCUCAGCGUCUUCGCCCUCAUCGGCCUGCAGCUCUUCAUGGGCAACCUGAGGCAGAAGUGCGUACGCGCGAUAAUCAGCAGCAACGCCACCAACAGUAGCAACAUCACUGCCAAUGACGCAAUGUUUUUCAACAACUCCCUGCUGGAUUUCAACACUUCGUUUGUGGAGAACACCACGGAGAACUCCUUCAACUGGACGGAGUACAUCAGCGAUGAGAGUAAUUACUAUCGCCUCCCUGGCCGGAGGGAUGCUCUGCUCUGUGGGAACAGCAGUGGCGCUGGACUCUGUCCUGAGGGCUUCUCGUGUAUCAAAGCUGGACGUAACCCAGACUACGACUACACCAGCUUCGACUCCUUCAGCUGGGCGUUCCUCUCCCUGUUCCGACUCAUGACCCAGGACUACUGGGAAAACCUCUACCAGCAGACUUUGCGUGCGGCAGGAAAGCCCUACAUGAUCUUCUUCGUGCUGGUGAUCUUCCUGGGAUCCUUUUACCUGGUCAACCUGAUUUUGGCCGUGGUGGCCAUGGCUUAUGACGAGCAGAACCAGGCGACCAUCGAGGAGGCUCAGCAGAAGGAGGAGGGGUUCCAGGCCAUGCUGGAGCAGCUGAAGAGACAGCAGGAGGAGGCUCAGGUUGCCGCGGCAGCAGCCAUGGAGAGCGGAGAGUACAGCGAGAGGGGGGGCCCGGCCUCUGAGUCCUCCUCGGGGACGUCUAAGCUCAGCUCGAAAAGUGCCAAGGAGCGACGCAACAGGCGGAAGAAGAGGAAGCAGAGGGAGGAGGAGGAGAGAGGGGUCCGCGACAAGUUCCACAAGUCUGAGUCUGAGGACAGCAUCAAGAGGACCAGCUUCCGUUUCUCCAUUGAUGCCAACAGACUUUCAUACGAGAAGAGAUGCUCCUCGCCCAACGAGUCUCUGCUCAGUAUCCGUGGAUCCCUCUUCUCACCUCGGAGGAACAGCCGUGCCAGCCGGGCACGUGACAUGGGCUCUGAGAAUGACUUCGCCGACGACGAACACAGCACCUUCGAGGAGAGCGACAGCCGUCGAGGCUCGCUGUUCUUGCCGCGCCGUCUCGAGCGCCGCUGCAGCGCUGUGAGCCAGACCAGCCUUGGGGCGCCGCGGGUCAUGCUGCCCGCCAACGGCAAGAUGCACUGUGCCGUAGACUGCAAUGGUGUGGUGUCUCUGGUUGGUGGAACUUCUGUAACAACCUCCCCUGUAGGUCUCCUGCUGCCUGAGGGCACUACUACAGAUACUGAGCGAAAGAAACGGCGGUCAGGUUUCCGCCGUCCAUCCAUGGAUUAUUUAGAUGAACCAGUGGCCAGGCAGAGAGCCAUGAGUGUGGCCAGUAUCCUCACCAACACCAUGGAAGAGCUUGAGGAGUCGAGACAGAAGUGCCCUCCCUGCUGGUAUAGAUUCGCCAACACCUCUCUGAUCUGGGAUUGUUCCCCCGUAUGGCUGAAAAUCAAGGACGUCGUCACCACGGUGGUCAUGGACCCGUUUGUGGAUCUGGCCAUAACAAUUUGCAUCGUCCUCAACACCCUUUUCAUGGCCAUGGAGCAUUACCCCAUGACUAAAGAAUUCGACAACGUACUCUCAGUUGGAAACCUGGUGUUUACAGGCAUCUUCACAGCAGAGAUGUGCCUUAAGAUCAUCGCCCUGGAUCCCUACUACUACUUCCAGGAGGGUUGGAAUAUCUUUGAUGGCAUCAUCGUGAGUCUGAGUCUGAUGGAGCUUGGUUUGGCCAAGGUAGAAGGCCUGUCUGUGCUCAGGUCCUUUAGAUUGCUGAGGGUCUUCAAACUGGCCAAGUCAUGGCCCACUUUGAACAUGCUGAUCAAGAUCAUUGGGAACUCAGUGGGUGCUCUGGGCAACUUGACUCUGGUGCUGGCCAUCAUUGUCUUCAUCUUUGCCGUGGUGGGCAUGCAGCUGUUUGGCAAGAGCUACAAGGAGUGCGUGUGUAAGAUUUCUGAUAACUGCGAGCUGCCCCGCUGGCACAUGCAUGACUUCUUCCACUCUUUCCUCAUCGUGUUCCGGGUGCUGUGUGGAGAGUGGAUCGAGACCAUGUGGGAUUGCAUGGAGGUGGCUGGACAGACCAUGUGCCUGAUUGUGUUCAUGAUGGUCAUGGUCAUUGGAAACCUGGUGGUUUUAAACCUGUUUCUGGCUCUCCUCCUGAGCUCGUUCAGUGCCGACAACCUGGCAGCAACUGACGAAGACAGUGAGAUGAACAACCUGCAGGUCGCUGUGGGCCGGAUUCAGCGGGGCAUCGCAUUUGUCAAAUCCACAGUGCGGCAGUUCUUCCGGAAACUCUGCUUUGUUGGGGGCGGUAAGAGCUCCAGCCUGGCUGAGGAGAGCAAACACCUGGAUGAACUGCACAGCAAUGGCAAGGACAACUGCAUCUCCAACCACACUUCAGUGGAGAUCACAAAAGACCCCAGUGUGGUAUACAUGACAGAGGGCAAUGGGCGGCCAGGAGGGGGGCUGGUAGUUGGAGUUGGGGUUGGGGUCGUGGUUGUUGAGGACACUAUAGAGAAGUACCCAAUGGAGGAAUGCGACUACAUGUCAUUUAUUCAUAACCCCAGCCUGACAGUCACAGUGCCCAUCGCUGUGGGCGAGUCGGACUUUGAGAAUCCAAAUACCGAAGAUUUCAGCAGCGACUCGUCGGAUGUGGAGGGCAGCAAAGAGAAGCUCGAUGUAGAGCCCCGUGCUCCAAGCUCAUCGGAGGGGAGCACAGUUGAUAUUCGCCCCCCUGGAGAUGGGGUGGAUUCAGUGGAGCUAGAGCCGGAGGAGUCGCUGGAACCAGAGGCCUGCUUCACAGAGGGCUGUGUGAGCAGGUUCCAGUGCUGCCAGAUCAACGAGGAGGAAGAGCAUUUUAAGAGCUGGUGGACACUCAGGAAAACCUGCUUUAUCAUAGUUGAGCAUAACUGGUUUGAAUCCUUCAUCAUAUUCAUGAUCCUGCUCAGCAGUGGAGCACUGGCGUUUGAGGACAUUUACAUCGAGCAGCGGAGGACCAUCAAAACAGUGCUGGAGUACGCAGACAAGGUCUUCACGUAUAUCUUCAUCCUGGAAAUGCUUUUGAAGUGGGUGGCAUACGGAUUUGUCAAGUAUUUCACCAACGCCUGGUGCUGGCUCGACUUCCUCAUCGUAGACGUGUCCCUGGUGAGCCUCGUAGCCAACGCUAUGGGCUAUUCUGAGAUCACCGCCAUCAAAUCUUUGAGGACACUGCGAGCCCUGCGGCCCUUGAGGGCCCUGUCUCGGUUUGAGGGCAUGAGGGUUGUGGUGAACGCGCUGCUGGGGGCCAUUCCCUCCAUCAUGAACGUGCUGUUGGUCUGCCUCAUCUUCUGGCUCAUCUUCAGCAUCAUGGGUGUCAACCUGUUUGCAGGGAAGUACUAUUACUGCGUCAACACCACCACAGACAAGAUCUUCCCCAUCGACGUUGUCAACAACAAGAGCGACUGCCUGAACUUUGUCAACGACAGCGCCCGCUGGAGGAAUGUCAAAAUCAACUUCGACAAUGUGGGGGCCGGCUAUCUGGCUCUGCUGCAAGUGGCAACAUUUAAAGGUUGGAUGGACAUCAUGUACGCAGCUGUGGACUCUCGAAAUUUGGAGGACCAGCCGGAUUAUGAAGUGAACUUGUACAUGUACCUUUACUUUGUCAUCUUCAUCAUCUUCGGCUCCUUCUUCACCCUCAACCUGUUCAUCGGCGUCAUCAUCGACAACUUCAACCAGCAGAAGAAGAAGUUUGGAGGUCAGGACAUCUUCAUGACAGAGGAGCAGAAGAAGUACUACAAUGCUAUGAAGAAGCUGGGGUCCAAGAAACCCCAGAAACCGAUACCUCGGCCCACAAACGCAUUUCAAGGCUGCGUGUUCGACUUCAUCACAAAGCAGGCCUUCGACAUCGUGAUCAUGAUCCUCAUCUGCCUCAACAUGGUGACCAUGAUGGUGGAAACGGACGACCAGACGCCAGACAUGGACUAUCUCCUCUCCUGGAUCAACUUGGUCUUCAUCAUGCUCUUCACCGGGGAGUGUGCGCUUAAGAUGAUCUCUCUGCGGCACUAUUACUUCACUAUUGGUUGGAAUAUCUUUGACUUUGUGGUGGUGAUCCUGUCCAUUGUAGGUAUGUUUCUAUCUGAAAUUUUCGAGACCUACUUUGUGUCGCCGACUCUCUUCCGAGUGAUCCGUCUGGCCAGGAUAGGCCGCAUCCUCCGCCUUAUCAAAGGUGCCAAAGGCAUCCGGACGCUUCUCUUUGCCUUGAUGAUGUCACUCCCUGCCUUGUUCAACAUCGGCCUCCUCCUCUUCCUCGUCAUGUUCAUCUACGCCAUCUUUGGCAUGUCCAACUUCGCCUACGUCAAGCAGGAGGCGGGUAUCGAUGACAUGUUCAAUUUCGAGACGUUCGGGAACAGCAUGAUCUGUUUGUUUCAGAUCACCACGUCGGCCGGGUGGGACAGCCUGCUCGCGCCCAUUCUGAACAAGAGGGAGCCCGACUGCGACAGCAAGAUGGAGCACCCGGGCAACAACUACAAAGGCAACUGUGGCAACCCAUCUGUGGGCAUCUUCUUCUUCGUCAGCUACAUCAUCAUCUGCUUCCUCAUCGUGGUCAACAUGUACAUCGCCGUCAUCCUGGAGAACUUCAGUGUGGCCACAGAGGAGAGCGGCGAGCUGCUGAGCGAGGACGACUUUGAGAUGUUCUACGAGGUGUGGGAGCGCUUCGAUCCCGGCGCCACUCAGUUCAUGGAGUACAGCAAGCUCUCUGACUUUGCUGACGCUCUGGAUCCUCCGCUGCGCAUGCCCAAGCCUAAUAUGAUCCAGCUCAUCUCCAUGGACCUGCCGAUGGUGAGCGGCGAGCGCAUCCACUGCCUCGACAUCCUGUUCGCCUUCACCAAGCGAGUGUUGGGCGAAAGCGGUGAGAUGGACGUGUUACGCGGGCAGAUGGAGGAGCGCUUCAUGGCCUCGAACCCUUCUAAGGUGUCUUACGAGCCCAUCACCACCACCCUUCGCCGCAAACAGGAGGACAUAGCGGCCGUAAUCAUCCAGAGGGCUUUCCGCCGCUACAUGAUCUGCCUCAUCAUGAAGAAGGCCUCCGCCCUCUACAAGGAGCAGCUGAAGGAGGGCAUCCGGGACCCCGACAAGGACGUGAUGGUCAUCUGCAAGUUCAGUGAGAACUCCACCUCGGACAAAACGGACAUGACGCCCUCCACAGCCUCCCCGCCGUCCUACAACAGCGUGACGAAAUCAGACAAGGACAAAUACGAGAAAGAAAACAAAGGGAAAGACGGGAAGAAAUAGACUUUUUAAAUAGGAACAAAAACAUAACAAUGCAUCACAGACAUGAGGGCAAUUUGUUUACAGCUUCUAAAGGGGGGAGAUAGAUGUACGCUUGUGUGUUAAGACAUGAGGAUGCCAGGCAGGCCUAACAUGGGAGUGUGAUUAUGUCAUAUGUGAAUACAUGGGGUCAAAGGAUCCAGCAGACAUUGAGAGACUCUCUGCAUACCACUUGUGAGUUUCCUAUUGGUUGUUGUUACUAUCUGACACACUUGAGUGUACUGUUAAGUUGUCUGUAGCUAGUGCCGCUGCUACUACUAUGAAUCCAGUGUCUUGAAUUGAACAAUCGCUGUAUCACUUAACAAGUACUCUGCAUUUUCUUUUCUUUCUUCUUUUUUUUUACGAGAAAGAAUGUUUUCUACUUUUUAUUUAUUAUUAUUAUUAUUAUUAUUAUUAUUAUUGAGAGAAUGUGUCCACUGCUUUCACUGUUUGUAAACUUACCAAUGGCAGACAAAAGUCAAUGCUGGAAACUACAACACCCAUGUGAACUACAGCGCAGGUGCUGUUGGUUCACACAAGCGGGGACAAAAAGUGCGCCACUCAAUUGCAACGGACAAAUGCGUUGUGUUCACAGGUGUGCCAUCAGUGAUUGUUGAAAUCUGUAUUGUGCUUCUAUCUGGGCUGACAUCUCCUGUAGAAAACACUCUGAAUACAGAGAAGCUGAAUGUAUGCAAGGAAUGGGACACAUUUAAAGAAAUUGUUUGACAUUUUGGGAUUUUGCAGCGACUUAGAUGAGAAGAUCAAUCUACUUCUUGGCAACAAAGCAGACUUCCCAAAAUGUCAAAAGCUUUCCUUUAAAGGGAACUCAUAUCUACUCGUUCAUCCGCUGUCGUAUUUGUUGUUUGCCCCUUUAUCCUACCAGAGCUCCUGUAAAGAAAAACUCCUGAAGUAAUGACAUAUACUAAAAAAAGAAUCUCACUUAACUGCUGUCAAGCUAGAACAUGACAUUAUAUCACUUUUAAAAGUUCUAAUAUCACAAAUGUUUGUAUGGCAUUCAUGUUGUUUAAAUUGAGAAGCGAGUGGUUUUAAUGUUGUGCUUUGGUUUGUAAAUAGUAUAGCUAUUUGGGCCCACAGUAUGCAUCACACUUACAUUUGAUGUAAGAGCACUUUUUAUCCCCACAUAUAUGUAAAUAUAUAUACGGUCUUACAUGUAAGUGUGUGUGUGAGAUGUAUGUCUUAUGUGUAUAUUUGUAAGAAAGGGAGACUGUAACGUCUUUAUGUGAGCGAGUGUGCGUUUGUGUGCAACUGGGGUCUGCAGGUUGUCCCACCGAUUAUAAAUAACAUUUUUACUGUAGAUAUGAGUGCAUUUUUCCCGUCUUCGGAUUUUUUGGUUUACAAUUCUUUUCUAGAAGUCAUUAUGGUUUCCUUUCUGCACUGUAACACAUGAUGAAACACAUGUGUUCUCCCCAUAUCUGUAGAUAGAAACCAUGAAGCAAUCAGUAGCCAUCUCAUUGCGCUUGUAGUGUUUUAGUGAACUGCAUGCAGGAAGUGACUACUGUCCGCUCAUAUGGUAAUAUAAUUUCAAAGCCAAAAGAAUAAAGGACAUAUUUUUUGUAAAGGCUUUCUCCAUUUCCUUCCCGGCCUUUUCUUUGUUCGAUCCUUCGAGAGUUUGUGACCUACAGUAUGAUCAUUCAUGGGUUACAUCAAUUUUGCAAAAUGUGACAAGUGACACUUUUUUUUUUAAUAUAACCAAAGAUGUUCCAACAAAAUCUAGAUUUCCAAAAUAAAAACCUAUUUUGGGAAGCAUA